UGGAGAGGGCGCACCGCGGCGGCGCGCGCGCCAGUCCGGCCGCGGCGGCUCCGCAGCGCGCCCGCAUGCCUCGCCGAGUCCGAGCGCCCGCGCGACGCGCCCUCUCUCCGAUGUGGAUACAGUGCUUUUGUCGUCCGCACCACCUCACUCACUUUAAGCGGACUACCUGAUAUUUGUCGUACAAUUGAGCCCAUAUCCAUAUUAGUGCAGUGCCGACCGAGAGCCAAACUUGUUCGUGGUCUCCCAGCAAUUUCAGUCAGUUUGUGGCAAAGCUACUCACUAGAUAGCUUAUGUAGCUGACAGUGCCGUCCAGCGAGGAUUACUCGAGGAGCAAGCAGAGCUCUCGAGCUCCAUGAGCUCGUUGGUCUGCCACCGCCACAUUAAGUAAAAGUACCAGCGUCGGCAGUCUACUGUCGACUUAUAUGUGCGGCUCCCCGCGCGCCCGCCGCCCGCCCGCCGCCCGCCGCCCGCCACGCUCAUGCCACGCCACAGGUGGUGGGUAGCAGUGACGUGCGGCGUGCUCGCUGCGUGCGCGCUGCUGCCGCUCGCCGCAGGUGAGGGCGACGAGGCGGACAGCGUGGUGACGGUGAUGGCGGUGACGCUGGACGGGUCGGGCGAGGCGGCGCGCGCGCUCGCGGCGCUGGCGGUGGCGGCGCUGGCGGCGCGCGGCGUGCGCGUGGCCGUGCCCGCGCCCGACGCGUGCGGCCCGGCGGGCGCGGGCGCGGCGGCGCAGGCGUGCCGCUACGCCGUGCUGCGCUCGCUGGUGGUGGCGGGCACGCGCGUGGCGCUGCUGCCGGCGCCGGCCGCGCGCCCGCCGCACCCGCUCAAGCUGCGCGACGCGGGCCUGAUGGACCUCGGCGACGCCGUGCCUCCCUCGCGCCUCGCCUGCCACGCCUCGCCGGCCGCCUCGCCUGCUGCCUCCGGCUCGCCGCGCUCUCUGCUCGAUUUCACAGAUGAGUCGGUAGCGCGGUCAUACUACUUGGCAUCGGAAGACCUCGAUUCUGAGCUUCGGGUGACGGACGACGCAGACUGGUCUGCCUGCUCGGCAUCCAAUUGUUCGAGCGCGGAGCUGGAGCCCGAGUGGUGCUCGCAGGGCAGAGCGUGCGCCACGCUGCUGACGGACGCGGCGAGCUCGGCGCGCGAGCUGGCGGGCGCGGCGCGGGCGGCGCGGCUGCGCGUGCGCGUGCGGCGCGUGGGCGCGCGGCUGGCGGCGCUGGCGGCGCGGCUGCGGCGCCCGCUGCUACUGUGCUCGCGCGACCUGCCGCGCAAAGCGCUGCCGCCGCGCUACGCCGCGCUCGCCCCGCCGCCUUGUGAUACGUUUCAAGAAAUUUGUGCAUUUGAUCCCUUCCGACUUUUAAAAAUAGUGAACGAACGCGAAUUACACUUACCCAGCGCCAUUAGCGUUCUGGGUCGGCUGCAGCUUAACGAAACGGAGUUGCAAGAUUUCAUUGAGCAAUAUCGCACCGCACCAGAGGCGGCCGCGGCCGCGGUGCUGGCGCGGCACAGUCACUGGGUCGGCCCGCCAAGGGAGGCUCGCACCGCCGUCAUGAUCCCCACGGGCACACAUCGGGAGUCGUUCGACGCCAGCGCGCUCCGGGCGGCGGCUCAGCUCGCAGAAGAGGACUCGAACGCCACGGAAACUGUCAGUUUUAAAGUGGAAUUACUGUACGACCGGUGCGCGUCUACAUUGGCAUUCAAGUACCUGACGGACGCUCUGGGCGCGGAGUUCGGCGCUCUGUCGGCCAUCGCGGGCCCGGCGUGCGGCGCCGCCUUCGCCGACGUGGCGCGCCAGAGCCCCACGCUGUCCAUGCCGGUGCUGGGCUACACGCCGCAAGCGCCGCCGCCGGCGCCCGCCGCGCCCUUCGCGCUGCUGGCGGCCGGCGACGCGCGCCAGCACACUGCCGCGUGGGCCGCGCUGGCCGCGCACAUGGGCUGGCGCCGCCUGGCCGUGCUCAGCGAGCUGGCCACGCGCGCCGCGCUCGACGUGGCCGACCUGGCUGCCGACGUCAUUCUGCACGUCGAGCUGCCGGCCGACAGCGACGAUGUCGACCUUGACAAGAUCUCUCAGUGGGCAGCGCGUGCAGCGGCGGCGCGCGCGCGCGUGCUGUUCGUGUGCGUGGAGGACGCGCGCGUGGUGCGCGCCGCGCUGUGCGCCGGCCGCGCCGCCGGCCUGCUGCCGCGCGCCGGCGCCGUGUGGCUGCUGCCCGGCGCUUUGCCGCCCUCCUGGCUGCGGCCCGGCGACGCGGACGCGCACAACUGCUCGGCCGCGCAGCUGCGAGGCGGCGGCCGCGCACCUGCGCCUGGCGCCGGCCUGGCAGGCGGACUGGGACGCGGCGCUGGCGGCGGGCGCGGUGCACGCGCGGCGCUUCGCCGAGCGCCUGAGCGUGCACAGCGCGCGCGCCGGCGCCGGCCCGCUGGCGCGCCCGCCCGCGCACGCCGCGCUGCUGUACGACGCGCUGGCCAUGUGGCACGCCGCGCUGGCGCGCCGCCUGGCCGCGCAGCCCGCCGCGCUCGACGACCUGCACCACCGGGGGAUCGCAAGGUACCGAGGCCCUACGUACUUCCUAUUUGUAAAAUCAUGUCCAGGCGACCAUUUUGUAAAGUAAGAAUCUUACAAAGUGGCAUAGCGUUGAUAGAAGACGUGACCAAAAACGAGUUCAGCGGGCUGACGGGCAAGUUCGAGUGGAGCGGCGCGGCACGCGUGGACGACCUCGUGCUGCUGCAGGGCGACGGCGACGCGGCGCAACGCGUCGGGCGCUGGCGGCGCGGCACGGGGCUGGCGCUGGGGCCGGCGGCGCUGCGCUGGCUGACGCCCGACGGCAGCGCGCCCGACGACGGCACGGAGCGCUGCGCACUGCAGGCGCUGGCCGACGCGCUGGGCGCCGACUGCCGCACGGCCUUCGUGGCGCUGGGCGCGCUGCUGCUGUGCCUGCUGGUGGCGGCGCUGGCGGCCGCCGCCUGGCACUGCAAGCGUCGUGCUGAGCGCAAGUACCGCCGCCGCUUGGCCGCGCUCGGCCUCACUCGCCUCGACCCGAAGCCUGGCGGCCUAGACCGCUGGGAGAUCCCGCGAGAACGCGUCGUCAUUAAUCGGAAACUCGGCACCGGUGCUUUUGGCACUGUCUACGGAGGUCACGCUCUGCUAGCGGAGGACCGCGGGUGGUCAGCGGUGGCUGUUAAGACGCUGAAGGCGGGUGCAUCCACUGAGGAAAAGUUGGACUUCCUGUCUGAGGCCGAGGCCAUGAAGCGGUUCGAUCACAAAAACGUGGUACGGCUGCUGGGAGUAGUGACGAAGACGGAGCCGGUGUGCACGGUGAUGGAGUUCAUGCUGUACGGCGACCUGAAGAACUACCUGCUGGCGCGGCGCCACCUGGCGGCGGGCGGCGGCGCCGAGGUGUCGGCGGCGCGGCUGACGGCCAUGGCGCUGGACGCGGCGCGGGCGCUGUCGUACCUGGCGCAGCUGCGCUACGUGCACCGCGACGUGGCGGCGCGCAACUGCCUGGUGAGCGCGCACCGCGUCGUCAAGCUGGCCGACUUCGGCAUGACGCGCCUGGUGUUCGAGAACGACUACUACCGCUUCAGCCGCAAGGGCAUGCUGCCGGUGCGCUGGAUGGCGCCCGAGAGCCUGGCGCUGGGCGUCUUCUCGCCCGCCUCCGACGUCUGGUCCUUCGGAGUGCUGCUGUAUGAGAUCGUCACCUUCGGCUCACUGCCAUUCCAAGGAUUGAGCAACGCGGAGGUGCUCGCCCGCGUCAAAGCCGGCCACACGCUGGAGCUGCCUGCAGGCUUGAAGCCACAGCUAGAGGGGCUCAUCAAGUCAUGCUGGCAGCAGGAGCACAAGGCGCGGCCGAGUGCGGCCGAGGUGGCGGCCUUCCUGGCCGAAUCGCCGCGCCUGCUGGCGCCCUGCCUCGACGUGCCCCUGGACGCGCUGCCGCUCGACCUGGACUGCGGCCUCGACCCGUGGCGCGAGUCGCGCGACCGCGCCGAGGCGCGGUGGGUGUCGUGGGCGGCGCCGGCGUCGGCCGCCACCGACACCACGUACCUGAGCGCCGACGCGCCGCCGCCGCAGGACACCGACGCCUUCCUGCCGUGACGUCGCACCUCUCCUCCGGCAUCUACCAGGCUUGCGUCUUCUCACAUUUUUAUCGCGAAUCAUUCCAACAAUUUUCUAGUCAAAAUGCAGGUAUAAAUUGUUAAUAGGCUAUUGUAAUUAAUUUUAAUUAUUAAUAUUGAAAUAAGUACCUUAUGUUGCAAUUAUAAAAAAAGAUUUGAAAAA
Helicoverpa armigera (cotton bollworm) is the source of this 4270-nucleotide messenger RNA. RefSeq lists its product as uncharacterized. Gene Ontology annotation, biological process: protein phosphorylation; cell surface receptor protein tyrosine kinase signaling pathway; positive regulation of kinase activity. NCBI's taxonomy places the organism in Eukaryota, Metazoa, Arthropoda, Insecta, Lepidoptera, Noctuidae. The record is from RefSeq and is a predicted model, not a curated record. The transcript has 9 exons. Bases 479 to 4087 code for a protein of 1202 amino acids. Gene Ontology annotation, cellular component: plasma membrane; signaling receptor complex. Gene Ontology annotation, molecular function: transmembrane receptor protein tyrosine kinase activity; ATP binding.